Molecule: messenger RNA, 468 nt
Organism: Nylanderia fulva
Lineage: Eukaryota; Metazoa; Arthropoda; Insecta; Hymenoptera; Formicidae
Source: RefSeq, a predicted model, not a curated record
AUGGACAACAUCUAUGUGAUGAAUUACCUGAUUAAUAGACAAUUGAAAAGAAAAGGUGGAAAGAUGACGGCAAUGUUCGUAGACUUAAAGGCAGCGUUCGAUUCAGUGGACAGGGAGAAAGUAAUGAAGGCAAUGGAAGAGAGAGGAAUAAGGAAGGGAUUGAGAAAAAGGGUAGAGGAGGUGAUGAGGGAGACAAUUUCGGACUUAGAGGAAAAAAUGAAGGUGAAAAGAGGAGGAGUAAGGUUAGGUGAAAAAAGGAUAUAUACAUUAGCGUACGUGGAUGAUAUGGUGUUGCUUGUAGAGGAGGAGAAAGAAUUGAGGAGCAUGAUCGAAAGACUAGAAGAGUACUUAGAUCAUAAGAGGUUGGAAUUGAACGCGAAGAAGAUGAAAGUAAUGAAGUUUAGGAGAAGGGUGGAAGGUGGAAGAAAAGGGAAUGGAGAUGGAAAGGAGAGAAAAUGGAGGAAGUAA